AUGGGGCAAGAUGAGGACUUCUACCCCGAAAACAAGCCACCACCAGCUCGCGAGAAGAUAGAGCUUGACGAUGCUAUUAUUGGAGCUUGUUCGACUCUGGCGUUUGCGGUUCCUGGCGGGAUAGGCGUUGCGGUUUCUGCCGGAAUAUCGUUGGGCUGGGUCAUCUUCCAGAACACGGAGCUGGGAAAGUUGACAGAUGCUACCUCCAAGUCCGUGCUCAAAGCACAAGACAGCACCUACGAUGGGAAAGAUCUCCAGAAGAUCAACAACCGGAUUCGUGAGACGAUUCACUGGCUUUCCGACAACCAGAAGAGCUUCUUGAACAAAGAUAUAGACGCAGCCCAGCUCAAGCGCCUUUCGGAGGAUAACCUCAAAUGGUUAGAAGCCCAGGAAAAACCCGAUGCCAGCCUGUUAUCCAUCAUAAACGAGCUAGUCGAUAUGUGGGGAUCUUGGUUCGAUGAUGCAAUUGAGCAGAGCCUCGCGCACGCGCUGACGUGUUAUUUCCUGGCCUUCAAUCGUCGAUGCUGGAUCUAUGCUCAUCAGGCGCGCCUCGCGCGUUCGAAAGCCAUCAAAGGCGAUAAUGACGGCUACAACACUGCCGUUGCCGCUCUCAAUGAUUGUAUCGGUCGGAUGAAGAAGGAGUUAAGCAGAAAGGAAGACCGUAUCAAUGAAAAGAUUAAGGAGUUCAAGGACGAUCGAAGCAACUCAUUCUCUGAUAUGUACCGCGAACAAUUAGAAACAGAUAUGAGUCCUAUCCAGGAGACUACUGGUGGAAAAUUCGCACUUGGCCCUGUUCAGCGGAGGGUAUGGAAAUUCAAUGACGAGACAGCUGGUAGGGCACACGCAUUGGUGUACGAGGAUCGUAAUGCUACAGAGGCAUUCUUGGUCUUUGGGUACAACUAUGAGUGGGAAGAGAAAAAAGCCAAAGCACGGGACUGCUACAACGACUGGAAGAAAAAGCUUAGCGAGCAUAUCGAGAGACACUACAUUCUUGUACCCAGAGUCCUCGAGGUAUGCAAGCAGUAUCUGUCCGAGGCGGAGAAGAUCCUGGAUCCAGUGGGACCGCUGCCGACACCCAUGAUCUUGGUGAGUUUGUAA
Molecule: messenger RNA, 1098 nt
Organism: Coniosporium apollinis CBS 100218
Lineage: Eukaryota; Fungi; Ascomycota; Dothideomycetes
Exons: 3
Coding region: 1-1098 (365 amino acids)
Source: RefSeq, a predicted model, not a curated record